AUGGCUCAUGUCCUGAUUCCAAGGAGUGAAACCGCAUUCAAAAAGGAUAUCUGUGCCCCGCUCGGCUACCUGGCCCAAUGGCAGAACUAUGCUAUCCGCACGUUCGGCCAAGUUGCGACGGGUUCACCGGCUUUCGGCCGCUUGAUCGAGACACUACAAACCCGGCAGGGAUUGGAAAAGGUGAAAUCCUGCCAGCAGUCCGGCACUGCGCUACAUGGAAAAUCAUCGAGCGACAUAGGCAUUCAGGACCUGCUUCGAGGGGAAGUGAACCAAUUGUGGCUCGAGUUCAAGAAGCAGAAAGCUGGUGCAGCCUUGGUCAGCAAGAAGCCCGAAGCAACCAUGAAGGAGGAAGCAAAGGAUGCGCCCACCGGUCAGACACAGACUGAGACGCUCAGCGAUACGGCCACUGCCAGUGGCACAAGCAUCGAGGUGGUCGACCUCUCGAUGACGGUGCUGCCGGAGGAGCCCGAAGAUCCGGUUCAGAAGGCAGCCCGAGAGAAGUCACAUGCCGAGCUGGACCAUGUCUUUAUCCAAACGGACAAGUCUCUCCUCCUGGAGGCAGUCAUUCAAAAGAUGACAAAUUCGUCUCAGAAAGUGUGCUGCAUUAUCGAUGCUCAGACGAGCAGGGCCAAAGUGAGCUUGGACUAUGUGGAGAUAUUCAGAAACUUUGUGGUCGGCCAUGGUCUGACGCGCUACAGCUUCGUGGUGAUAGUCGGUCAGAGGAUUGACCUCCUUCAUGCGGUGCACACCAAAGUAGCAGCUCUUUUUCGAGGGGACCGAGUAUCAAUGAUCCAGAUGACAUCGGGAUCAGUGAUGCAGACUGCCAAGUCGAUGCCAGGCUUCAUGGCUGUGCAAGCUGAUAUGCCAUAUGUGGUGAAUAUCUUGCGGCACAGGGCCACCCCGGCAGAACAGAUCCGCAAGCGCUGCCUUCGACGUGACUGCCCACUUCGUGAUGACACGGACAGGUCGGAGAUGCUUCCGGAAGGAAAAACAGUCCCGGCUAAUCACGAGCUCCCGGAGGACGAUCGGGAAACCGACCCGUUCUCCGUUGAGCCAGCCGAUGAAGGAGCCACAGCCACAUCGGUUCUUGAAGACGACACACCGCCGGGACUUCCCGGCACUGGCAAUGACAAUGAUUCUGGUCCGAGGGAUUACCUCAUAGAUCUCUGGCCUUUUGCCCGGCCGGUCGGCUACUAUGAACAAGUGUUGGAUGAGAUCCUGAAGGCCACGGGCUGUCAGACCAUUCUUGUUAUGUCAGUGUCCGCGCAUCCUGCUCCGUGGAUUGCUGUGCGCAAGCUGCUGCAUGCGGACUGCUUUGUACUGGCAGACCGCUUGCGCCGCCAUUCGAUGGCACACGCAAAGGAAAUUGCCCUGCAAUAUUUUUACCGUGUGGCAUACAAGGACCUUGACAAACGCACAGGACCACGGAAGAGGCUUCUGGGCCAAGCGGACGUACAAGUGAUGAUGAGCCCACACAUCUCGGGGCAACAGAUCAUCGAGUUUUUGGAGGUGCCCGUUGAUUCCUCAGUAGAUCAAGUGCCCACUGACUUGCCAAAGUUUCUCAACGGCCUGGUGGACCGCGAACUGGAAAAGAACAAUCUGUACUUGCAGAGCAAUGAGGGAUGCCUCAGCCUGAAGGCAAAGACGCGCAACAAUUGCGGCAUCGGUGCAAAGUGUGAGGUUCUGGUCAGUUAUGGGUUGGACUAUGAUUUGACUGGUGCCAAGAAACCACGUCUGGAAUCCUUCUUCAAGGCCAAAGUCGAGGGCGAGGGAGUGCAGGAUGUGAAGAUGGAGACCAGGUCGGAGGCGGAAGCCGCUGCCAAGGAGACAGAGGAAACUCCGCAGGAGGAGAAUCCUGGAGCAACACCAACAGGCAACCAGCCAGAACCCGUGGAGGUUCCAGAAAGCAAGCCAGAGCCCCCCACUGCCCCGAGCAAGAAAAGGUCGGACGAGGACGAAGAGAACUUGCAGGAGACGAUUGUCAAGCAUAUCGAUGAUCCACCAUGCGACUUCAUUUUGUUGGAAAACGACACAACCUCAGAGUCAGGCUUCGGUCUCCGAAUUCGGAGUAUGGCCGAUGUGAAUCGGAGGCUGCCGAAGCACUGGCUUGUGACCUCCUACCAACAGGGCAAGCUGAUCCGUGUCAACAAUGAACAGUUUCCGGAGGCAUGUCUGAGGUAUGAGGUGGCGAUGACUGACCUGGUCAUCGAUAUGUCUGUGACACCCAAGACUGUUUGCACGAUGAAGGAGCUGGUGAAGACAAGCGGACAGUUGGUUGCAGAUGGAAACCAUUGCCUCACUGAAUGUGAUCCACUUCACUACAAGCUCGCUGAAGCCAUGCAGGAGUUGACCAGCAUCGGUCUGGCUUGGGGCUUUCAAAAAGCUCAGAACAAGUUGGCCAGCACUAUCGUCACGAUGUUCUGGGAGACGCUGGGGUCGUUUUCAGAGGAGUGGGAACAAAAGUUUCAAUUGGCCGCCGUGGCCGCCGACGACGCGCGGCUGCCGACCAGUCACACCUGCUUCUUCCAGCUGGAUCUGCCCCGCUACUCCAGUCGCAGAGUUUUGGCCGAGCGCUUGCGCUUCGCCAUGGACAGCGACGUCGACGCAAUUCAUUGGGGCUGUGAAGACUACGAGUCCGACCCAGAGCCAGAAGAGGACGAGGGCGAGUUCGCCAACUUGCAGACUGGGCCGGAGGGCGCUCGCAGACGCAGAUCUCGGAAUUGCGGUUUGAGAUGGACUGUUCCUGGUGCCUCGAUCACCCUCUUCUUGGUCUGGGUUUGUCCAAAAUUGGGCGACCGAGACAGCCGCAGCCACUACACGCAGGAGCGAGAUGAGGUCUACUUCCACAGGUCAGCGGACGAGGCCAUGCCGAUUUCAGCUCCUGACCCGCUAGAAGCCGACCUUGAUGCAAUAGUGGAGCUUCCGGGUGUUACUUCGACGACGAGCACGUCCGCGACCUCGACGAACACGUCCGCGACCAGCACCUCGACAUCCACAUCCUCGUCGUCUAGCACCACGUCAACCACCACCACUGUUAUCGUGCAGAUGUAUCAACCGAAAGAAGUAGCUCUCCCCGCUGCUCUGGGAACUGUUUUGGGCACAGCUCUGGCUGUCUCCUUGGGGGUAGGACUGGGCUUAUCUGGCGGACUUGGGAUCUACUUCGCUUUGGGCAGCCUCACAGUGAGUGUGCCCGAUGCCAGCUCUUUCAGUCAGAAUGCCCAGGCCAUCCAGGCGGUAAAGCGAACGCUCGCGAGGAUGGCUGGUGAGGAAGUGGAUGAAACAGCAGUGGAACUGGUUCUGCCGUGUGCUCCCGGCCCAUUCUUUGCGGCUUACUCUGCCGGUGCUUUGCGUCGGAGACUGCAGGAGACCAUCAACAUUUGCUUUAACAUUCGGGUUGAGGGCGAAGACAACAGCAUCCGAGUAUGCCAGCGCCUUUCGGAAUUUGGACCAGGUGCUGCUGAUCGGUUUCUGGGGGCCGAAUAUCCCGGCGGAAAUGCCCACGUGAUCAAUUGGACCGCUGCGCCGAACCCGUUCGCAGCCAAUCCCAACUUGAACAUCGGAGUGCCCCCAGGCUUCAACCCCUCUGAAACGGGUGUCGCACUGGGUUAG
Molecule: messenger RNA, 3609 nt
Organism: Symbiodinium sp. CCMP2592
Lineage: Eukaryota; Dinophyceae; Suessiales; Symbiodiniaceae
Source: the annotation of a GenBank genome assembly